AUGGAAGAGCCCAGAAUCACCUAUUCAGAUGACCAUAGAUCUCAAGCCGAGAUGUUUGUAGAGGCUCAAAAUCAGGUGAUGGAGGGGGAGCUCUCCAGAGGCCUUUAUGUAUCAACGGAGGUAGAGACUAACCAAUCUAGUGCCUGUGGAAUAGCUUGUGGACCAAAAGAGCAAAGACUUACCCAUACUAUUCGUUCGUUCACAAGGCCAAUCCCGGUAACUGCAGGACAGAUGAAACUCAAUUCUGCAGAUGAAUUGAUUGGAAAGCCAGUAAUCAAGCAGAGAUUGAAUGAAAUGUACGUUAAUAGGAGCCUGAAAACAUCUCCAACAAAUAAAUUCCUGUCAUUUGGAGUGGCUUCCAUGAGAACAAUGAAUAGUAAUCCACAGCCAUCAUACCGAUCAACAGGCUCGGGAUCAAUGUCUACAAGCAGAAGCUAUACAUACUUAAGUCAUGUUAAUACUAAUAAUUAUGGCAAUAUGAAUACUGGUAUUUCCCAAUACUCAAGAGAAUUUACUUCAAACAGCUCACCAGUUUUUAAUGUGUUCACAACAAUCUUGAAUGGUUUUUGUAGCUGCCCAGGUUUCAUUUCAGCAUGUAAUAAUAAGAAGAAAAUACAUACAAUUGAACAAGAGCAGAUUCCAUCAGAUUCUGACUUUGCUGAUUCUGGCUCCGAAAGUGAUGAUGAUGCAGGCUUAGACGUUGCUCAGGAAGAACAAAACUAA
Molecule: messenger RNA, 723 nt
Organism: Cryptosporidium ubiquitum
Lineage: Eukaryota; Apicomplexa; Conoidasida; Eucoccidiorida; Cryptosporidiidae
Exons: 1
Coding region: 1-723 (240 amino acids)
Source: RefSeq, a predicted model, not a curated record